CACGUUCAUCUCCGUGGCCCGUUCUUUGGUCCCACAUCAUCACAUGCUCCCUCCCAUUCCAGGAAGGGAAGCGCGGCCGUAAGCAAGGGGACAGCCCAACCCCACCACGCGUUCUCACCCCGCACCCCGCACCCACUACCUAUUGUACUGCUAUAAGUCCAUAGCACCGGUACAUGUCUAUCGUCGAAUCCUACAGCUAACCUUCUCGUUGCACCGUCUUAUCGGGGGUCUUCCACCCAUCAAUAUCGCCUCACCUAUCACAGCUCUCCCCCCGCAGCAAUGCCAACCUCCCUCGCCACCCUCCCACUGGAGCUCUGGGGCGAAAUCUUCACAUCUUUUGACCAUCUCGAAAGCGCAACACGGCUCGCCAGUACCUGCCACCUGGCGAACAGCGUGUGGCUCCUCCAUCGUCGUACGCUGUGCACCAAGCUCGUCUUCCUUCAUCCCCUGAUCGAGACGCCUGCAAAGUCUCGGUGCCCAAUUGUGGAAUUGUCCCUAUGGGAUGAGGCUUCCGAGCUGGAGAGGGUUCAGAGAGACAGCAAGGACAACGAAGACUACUCCACCACCUGCCGUCGAAUCCUGACAAGCGCACGCGCGGUCCGCCGGGCAGCAAUCGGCAUCAAACACCAGCUGACCGAAUAUUUCGAUACCACACUGCCGUUCGGACACCUACAUCGAGGUGGAAAGAUGUGGGGCGACUACAGCGUCUACGCCAUCUCACGGAUCCUGUACAAGCUCCUCAUCAGGCUCGAACGGCGCGAGGAAAUCUCCAUUCGGAACGAACAUUGCUUGGGGAUCACCUGUGCCUUUGCCUCGUAUCACCAGAAACCAUUCUGGCAGUUUCCGGAUGUCUCGAGGCUACUCGUCGAUGUGAAUCCGAGGAGGCUGGACCUGAUUUCUGUCGAGGAGUGGGUGCCGGUGGUGUGGGCGAUCGAGGAGGAAUUCGAGAGACUGGACGAACUGUAUUAUGUUGACGAGUGAAGUGUACUUAGACAGGAGGGUGCUUCAAUGCGCACGACACUCAUCCGCCCGCUUUUCGGGCCCAGGGUUUUUCUGUGUGGGGCUAGGGUCGAGAUGAAGCAGAACAACUGGGCGAUCGAUGCCGUUGUAUGAAACGUGAUGGCGACUGGGAGCAG
Messenger RNA from Tricharina praecox, 1136 nucleotides. RefSeq lists its product as uncharacterized. The coding region runs from base 280 to 981 and encodes 233 amino acids. NCBI's taxonomy places the organism in Eukaryota, Fungi, Ascomycota, Pezizomycetes, Pezizales, Pyronemataceae. The transcript has 2 exons. The record is from RefSeq and is a predicted model, not a curated record.